AUGGAGAAGUACAAGGAGUCACACAAGACCGAAAAGAGAAAAAGAGACAUCGAUGACAGGAAGACCGUGACAACUGCGCUGGACAAAAAAACUCUAGAAAUAUUGGAAAAGCUUCUAAAGCAGGGCAUGCUUCUUAAAAUGCACGGAGCUGUGAGCGUGGGAAAGGAGGCGUGCAUUUAUCUUGCAACUGCCUCGCCUAGCAUAUGGAGCAAGCUUUGUAAAAAGGAGGAAGUCACGGAUACAAGGCCUAUAGUAGUGGUGAUAAAGAUAUACAAGACUUCUACAAUGGUAUUUAAGGAUCGCGAGCGAUAUGUGCUUGGAGAAAGAAGGUUUCGGCAGUAUCCGCGGGGGAAUUCGCGAAAGCUUGUGAAGAUUUGGGCUGAAAAGGAGGUUCGAAAUCUGAACCGACUGCAAAAGGCAGGAAUACCAUCCCCAAGACCACUUUUUCUUCGAAGAAACAUUCUUAUUAUGACAAUGAUUGGGGACAGCGUGCAGAUGCAGAAAUCAAUAAAGAUAGAUGCGGACAGCAAGCCUGCAGAUGCAGUGUCUGAAUGCAACUCAGAUGACGAGCUUUCUGGAGAAACCUUACGCAGAAGCGGGUACAGUGAUGAAAGCAGCAGCUCAAAAAGCGAUAAAACUGAAAGCCUCAUCUUUACAAGCAAUGAAGAGGAAAAAAACCUCUGCCCAACCACGGAUGAUGAAAGCAGUGAGGAUGGCUUGGCAGACAUCAGCAUAACAACGAGCGGCAGCCUUUCAGCCAGCACAGAGGACAGAAAGAGUGUGCAGGAGAUCAAGGAUAGUAUGAUCGAGGACAUCGAUGGCAAAACCGAAUAUUUCGUGCCAGAAGGGGCUCUGACCAGCAGUGAAGAGCAUGAAGAGUGCAGCGAAAGCAUGUCUUCAGACUCUAAAAAUCGUGAAGACAGGCCUGACAUAGAAAACAGCAGCCUGCCUAGCGACUGCUCAGAGGAAGAGAGUGUGUCUUGCAAAGAAGAGAGUGAAGAGAGUCUCUAUGAGACUGUAGACUGCGGAAGCAUAGGGGGAAUUGCGCCUAAUUUGAAAAACGCAGGUCUUCGGGGAGAAAGGCUGCAGGAUGCAUAUAGCCAGGUCUGCCAGCUGAUUAAAAAGCUCUACAAUGAAAGUGGGCUGGUGCAUGCAGAUCUUUCUGAGUACAACAUGCUGUACUGGCGGGAUACUGUCUAUAUUAUAGACGUAAGUCAGAGUGUUGAGAGAGACCACCCGAAUGCAAAUGAGUUUCUUAGAAUGGACAUCAGGAACGUAAACAACUAUUUUUCUCGGCUUGGCGCAGAGGUGAAGGACAGCUAUCAGAUGUUCAGAGAGCUGGUUGGAAGCGAAAGCAUACUUAAGUCGCCAACCCCCGAAAUAGAAGGAGAUGCCGGUGCUGCUGAGGCAGAAGGGUUGCAGAACAUGCGUAUACUUGUGCGCUCCACAAGGGAGAGAGAGCAGCCGGCUGUUCUGUCGCAGAGUGAGAAGAAGGCUCGAAGAAAAGAAGUAAAAGAGGAAAAGAGAAAGGAGAGAGAAAACAAAAUUUCAAAGAAAGAUAAAAAGAUGCUCAGCAGGAAGACACGAAUACUGAGAAAGAGCAAGAAUAAAUAA
This is a messenger RNA of Nematocida ausubeli, 1614 nucleotides long. RefSeq lists its product as uncharacterized. The record is from RefSeq and is a predicted model, not a curated record. Gene Ontology annotation, molecular function: protein serine/threonine kinase activity; ATP binding. Bases 1 to 1614 code for a protein of 537 amino acids. Lineage: Eukaryota; Fungi; Microsporidia. The transcript has a single exon. Gene Ontology annotation, biological process: maturation of SSU-rRNA. Gene Ontology annotation, cellular component: cytosol; preribosome, small subunit precursor.